AGUUGUUCCGCGACAGGCGCAGCGGACGCGCGCCAUACAUUCGGCGUCCGCGGACACGGCGAGGUGCCGUCCUGCGCCGUCUCGGUGUGUUUGCGAGUGUCGCGCUCGAGCCCGUCGCCGCUCGUCAUUGUCGUCGUCGUCGUCGUCGUCGCCGCUCGCCCGCCUGGUCCAGGAUGCCGUUCAUAUCCAAGGACUGGCGUAGCCCGGGCGAGGAGUGGGUGAAGACGGUCGAGGGCUGGGAAAAGAAGAAGAUCCUCGAAUGCGCCAACAACAAAACCCUCUCGCUUCUCCUACGCGGCGAGAAAGAUGCCGGCGAUAAGAAGGAGAAAGACAAGAAGAAAGAAAACGCCGUCCAACCACAUUGUCACAUCACGCUGAAGUGUACACGCGAGAUCGCCGGCUUCAAUGGUCUGAGUGACGCCCUGAAGAGGCUGGAUUUUCUGUCCGCGGUACACGACUGCCGUCGAUUCAAUUACAUAGUCCGUCUCCUGGAUCUCCUCGUCAGUCAUAGGAUGGGCGGUCUUAGCGGAUGCGCUCAGAGGGUGCUCUUCAAUAUGCUCGAGGAAGUUGCUCUGGAAGUGUCACUGUCGCAACAACAGACGGGAAGGCUGCGGCGUCUGAUAGAGAGAGUUCGAGCUUUCAGUGCUGGCUGCUGCUGGGGCGGUAGACCCUUGGGCUCCAUCAUCCUGUGGGAAAAACACAAAGCGGCUCUAGAGAGAAUCUUGCAAAUUGCCUCGUCCAUCACUAUCACCCAGCCGGAUGAGGAGCAGAAGCCCCAGUGGUCGGAUCUGCCGCCUGAGUGCCGUCGAGAGGUCCUCCUACGCUUGAGCGAUCCUCGAGACAUCGAAGCCUCGUCCGAGGCGUGCGAACACCUUGCCGUUCUGGCGCAGGAACAGCGAAUCUGGCGCGAACUCGCCCAGUAUCAUUUCACGCCACAGCAAAUCGCUACCACCAGACAAAAUAAUCCUGGGAAAGACUGGAAAACUAUAUUCACUAUCGCUCGGAGAUCGUUUGGAUUACGAGAGGAGUACGCCGAAAUGAUACAGUUAUGCCGCAAUUGCCGUUGCCUGUUCUGGCGGUCGCUGGGCCAUCCGUGCAUCGCGGAUCAGGAUCCGGCGUUUCAGGAGAAACUGGCGGACGUCGACCAGGCGUCCCUCCACGUGCCGAUCCCUCCGCAGACCUUCUUGAAAUUUUUCUCGCUGUGAAAGCUUUCGCGACGCGACUAUAUUGAAAGAGCGCGUAAGAAUGCGUGGUGUGUGUGUGAAAAGCGGAAGCGGCGACGUAACUGCUGUUGUGAACGACUGUUGCUCGACGGAACGAAUGCUGUACAUGUGAGAGAAAAUAAUAGAAUAACGUUUAAUAAUGUUGCGCUGCAUUUAGAGAGACUCUAAAACGUUAUCUUCUGAAAAGUAUAUUAAACUCGAAAUAUAUUCUUUCUUCUCUGUCUCUCAAUAUACCGUGUGAAUCUGAAAUUUAGAUAUCGGUAUUAGGAAUACGUCCUUUGAGAAAUUCGACGCCAACCUUACCCGGAGGCCUACUUAUCUAACGAACGAGCUUGAACGUUUAAGAGGCUCAAAAGCCGCCCAGGAAAAACACAAAGACACGUGUGCCUGCCACCCGAUGCGCGGAUCAAUAUCUUCUGAAGUUCCCAACUUUAAUUGCUCCAUAAUCAACAACUCGCUCAGAUCUUGUCGAGGAAAAGUCGACUUCGAACUUUCUCUAGUCGUCGAACAAUAUUCCCUACUGGUUUCCAUUUCGUCAGGCACAUCCUGUAUCUUGAUCGAGCGCGAUUGGUAUUUUCUCGUCGACGGAAUCUCCCCCGUGUAAUACGAGAUUCCUGAUCUGGUUUCCUUUGCUUCGAGAUUCCUGUGGCGUGGAUACGUUUCUAAGAACGAUAUAAGGGAGGAUAUUUCCAUUAUCCUUCGAAUUACGGUUGUAGAGAGUAGAUACUAGUCGUGUAAUGUUGUUUGCGAUGAGAAAAAAAGUCGUCGCGCGAUUUACGCCGGCAUGCUUUCGGUAUUUCAAAGUUGACAAAUGACUGCGUGCGAUUUUUGCGGUAGCACCCCUCGAGGUACGUCUUCGCUGAUAAUAUAGUAUCAGCCUUUGCAGGUCCUUUAUCAAUUUAUUUAGACGUUUGUUGUGCUGACAAGAAAUCUCGAAGCAGAUUUGGCUUUCUGCAACGAGCCACUUCGUUACCUGGAACGAACUCGAUCUUAAUUAAUAAAAGAAAAAGGGAAAGCGCUCUAAACAUCAAAUUAUUUUUUCUAUUUGAUAUCGAUGAAGACAAUCGAGUGUAUUCUCGAGGAAUUCGCAGGAAUCCUCAUCUUCCGUCAUUACAGAAUUAUUUCGUUGUAUAAGAGCAUUUUAAAAAUGCAAUGUACUCGUUGGUGCAACAGAGCAAUGUUGUUUCUUGGAUGAACAUAUUUUUGGUGCUCUUCGCGGCUCUAUCGCAUUUUCGUAUUUGCAUUUAUUGACAUGUGAAUUCUUGUGUUAUUCUUAUUUUCUCCAAUGGAAACAUCCCCAUUGCGUCAAAGGACAUAAUAUAUAUUGCGCGUCGACUUUAAAUUCAUAAUAUAUAUAAGCUGCUGUCUUUUUGUGCAAUAUUUUGUGCAAUAUUUUUCCAUCUUCUCUCUCUUCUUUUUUUUCUAUCUUGCGGCGACGUAACGAGUCGUAGCGUAAUUCUCGGUCAAUCUAUCGCAAGGGGGGUUCCAAGGGGCUUCUCUGACGCAUAUGGUAACGACGUUGCUAUCGUGAGUUUCCGAAGGACAGCUUCAACGGUCUUCCGAGCGUUGUGAUGAACAUCUAGCUAACUUACAAAGUACAAAACGUGAACUAUCAUUAUUGUCGGUCGAGAGCGGACGGGGACCUCGGUGUCCCGGUCGUCGCCUAUACAGGGUGUCGCAGUUAAAGCAAUACACAGAGAGAUAGCGUGCGUUUGAACUUUUGGUGUUCUGUAUGUUCGUUUGCGAGAUAGGUCCUAUACUUGCAUUACUUACCGUGCGACGCGUUAUACUAUUCAGGCUAUAAGCCGUCGACGGAUUUCUAAGAGAAGACCUAAGUUACGAUACAUAACGUGUAUUAAUAAGUGAAAAAAAAAAAAAAUGAAAAAUUGCAUCGCUGUAUACCUAAUCGGAGAUUGAAAAAAAAUCAUACUGCCAAAGCCAAGGAUGCUAUUGCAUUUAACAGACGAGAGACGACAACGCGACGUUUUUUGUGCAUACCUUUUCCGCGCAGCGACGAGACGAGUUUUUUUGAUAUUCGCCGUUUUAUUCGUAGCCGAAAAGCUUGCAAAUCGCUGCAUGACUCAAAACUGUAGGUAUACUGACCUAGUCACUGGAAGAGAAUAAGGCGAUCAAAAUCGCGGUCGAGUCGUGACUUGAAAAAACAAAACGUGACGACCGAGCUCGAGUGGAAAAAAAUCCGAGAAUCCUGGCAGCUCACUGUGUACAUUAAAGAAUCCAACGAACUUGGUCUCUGCAUGGUGUGUGUACAUAUAAAUAUAUAUGACUAUAUCGAAGCGGAUCUUGCGAUCGGGAUUAUUUUACUUACGUAAGCAGGUGUGUAGAACAGUGUUGUGCAAAAUGCUUCAAAAUAAACUUUAUUUAAAUAUAUAUAAA
Messenger RNA from Temnothorax curvispinosus, 3617 nucleotides. Its product is annotated as F-box only protein 32. Gene Ontology annotation, biological process: protein ubiquitination. Bases 174 to 1205 code for a protein of 343 amino acids. Gene Ontology annotation, molecular function: protein binding. The record is from RefSeq and is a predicted model, not a curated record. The transcript is spliced from 7 exons. NCBI's taxonomy places the organism in Eukaryota, Metazoa, Arthropoda, Insecta, Hymenoptera, Formicidae. Gene Ontology annotation, cellular component: nucleus; cytoplasm; SCF ubiquitin ligase complex.